This is a messenger RNA of Peromyscus eremicus (cactus mouse), 744 nucleotides long. Its product is annotated as kallikrein-12-like. Lineage: Eukaryota; Metazoa; Chordata; Mammalia; Rodentia; Cricetidae. The transcript has 5 exons. The coding region runs from base 1 to 744 and encodes 247 amino acids. Gene Ontology annotation, biological process: proteolysis. Gene Ontology annotation, molecular function: serine-type endopeptidase activity. The record is from RefSeq and is a predicted model, not a curated record.
AUGAGGCCAAGCAUCCUCUUGCUCCUGUGUGUUGUGGGUCUCAGUCAGGCCGACAGGGAGAAGAUCUUUAAUGGUGCUGAGUGUGUGAAGAACUCACAGCCUUGGCAGGUGGGGCUGUUCCGUGGCAAAUAUCUGCGCUGUGGCGGUGUCCUCGUGGACCGCAAGUGGGUCCUUACAGCUGCUCACUGCAGUGGCAAGUACGUGGUGCGCCUUGGGGAGCACAGCCUCACCAAGCUGGACUGGACAGAGCAACUGAGGCUCACUACCUUCUCCAUGACACACCCCAGCUAUCAGGGUGCCCAUCGGAACCAUGAGCAUGAUCUUCGACUCCUGCGGCUGGGCAUACCGGUCCGCCUGACCCAUGCUGUCCGGCCCCUGGCCCUGCCCACUUCCUGUGCACCUAUGGGGACCAGGUGUCAUAUUUCAGGAUGGGGUACCACAAACAAGCCAUGGGAACCAUUCCCAGACAGGCUCCAAUGCCUCAACCUCUCCAUCGUCUCCAAUGGCACGUGCCAAGCCGUGUUCCCUGGAAGAGUGACGGAGAAUAUGGUGUGUGCAGGUGGUGAAGCCGGGAAGGAUGCCUGCCAGGGUGACUCAGGAGGCCCCCUGGUGUGUGGAGGAGUUCUUCAAGGUCUAGUUUCCUGGGGAUCUGUUGGGCCUUGUGGACAAAAGGGCAUUCCAGGGGUCUAUACCAAGAUCUGCAAAUAUGUGGGCUGGAUCAGAACAGUCAUCAAGAACAACUAA